Molecule: messenger RNA, 1239 nt
Organism: Penicillium macrosclerotiorum
Lineage: Eukaryota; Fungi; Ascomycota; Eurotiomycetes; Eurotiales; Aspergillaceae
Product: bZIP transcription factor
Exons: 3
Coding region: 1-1239 (412 amino acids)
Biological process (GO): regulation of DNA-templated transcription
Molecular function (GO): DNA-binding transcription factor activity
Source: RefSeq, a predicted model, not a curated record
AUGGCAGAAGCCAAAUCUGCUGCUCCUGCUCCUGGUCCCGCUCCGGCGACCGCGCCCCGCAAAAGAGGACGGCCCCGGACGGUGACGGACGACCAGCAAGUGCCAGAGAGACGUCGCAAACAGCUUCGCGUGGCACAACAGGCCUAUCGCCGUCGCAAAGAGACUACAAUCACUAAUCUGCAAGCCCGUGUGCAAGAGCUUGAGUCGGGCAUCGAGGAGCUCAGCGAGUCUUUCUUGUCAUUCAGUAAUUUGCUACUCGAAGAAGAUCUCUUCAAUAAACAUCCGCUGGUGGCAUCGGCGCUACAAAAAAUAACCCAGCAAUGUGUGUCGCUUGCCAAACGCAGUUGCGACGAGGCCGAGCAGGCAUCCCCGGUCGCUAUCGUCGACACCCCCGCGACUGAAACCCCCCGCAAAGCCAGCAUGACCCCCCAACCUAUUAACAUGGAUUUCAAUCCAGACAUGAUGCAGUUCGAUCCGUUCCCGAUCAUGAACGACCCGAAUCAGUCCUCACUCAUCUCUUUCGCCCAGUGGCCAAUGUCACAAUUACCUCCAACACCGCCCUAUCAAGAACAAGCCGUACUGCCAUUUGGCAUCGUCUUAUCAGGUCCAACUGUUCCUUUCUCUACUCCAAGCCCACCGAUGUCGAGCCCGCCGGAGACGGUUACCCCGACGCAUCUCGUCAAACAAGAGCGCUGGACCCUUUCUCAUCGUCUGGUGCGAGAAUGCUGCGAGAGGGGGUAUAGGUUGCUGGUGGAUACACCAGGAAAUGAUACCAGAAUCCAAGAAAUCUUUGGCAGGCGGUUGACCAAUUUGGAACGCAAUCGUUUGGUCUCCGGAUUCUAUGCGGCCAUGAAUGAUGAAGUGGGCGAUAUGAUUGAACUGAGGAGCACGGUCUUGAGCCCGUUACGCUCGAAGAAUAUCAACUCCCGACAACAGCUUGCGCUAUCAUCUAGAACGUGGCAAAUUAUUAUUGAGUCCGGUGAUAAUGAGUGGCUAGAUGCUAGCGGAGUCCAGAACUUCCUGCUAGAAAGAGGCAUUCGGAUCUACGAUAUUGGUCUGGGACAGUCCAGUCCGCGCCUGGAGGGUCCACCCCAGUUUAAUGCCACAGCUUUUAUUAGAAUUCUUGCCCUGAGUACCAUGUGCGUUGGUCGAGGGCCUACAUUCCGACGACGUGAUGUGGAAAAUGCUUUACAAUAUGCCACAACUGGAAGCCCUUGGUCCUUCAGUCUUAUGCAAUAG